AUGCAUAAUCUGUCAUUACGUUUAGACUUAUAUUCUCUCCGUAUAGAAAACGAGUCUAGAGAUCUAUUAUCAGACCCAUCAACGCCUCCACACUACGCCUUCGAGCACGCCGUCCACGACGACUACGCCGGCACCCACUUCGGCCACUCGGAGGCUCGCGACGGCUACAAGACGGAGGGCAAGUACUUCGUGCACCUCCCCGACGGCCGCGUCCAGACCGUCACUUACUACGCCGACGAGACUGGCUACCACCCCACCGUCUCCUACGAGGGGACGGCCCACUACGACGCCCACGCAGCCGCCCCUGCAAGGCUUACCACGCCCCUGAGCCUGCAUAUCACGCCCCACCCACCUAUCAUGCCUAAGAAAUAUUCUUGUAUGAAAAGUACAACGAACAUUGUCAAUAUUUAA
Messenger RNA from Penaeus vannamei (Pacific white shrimp), 411 nucleotides. The record is from RefSeq and is a predicted model, not a curated record. NCBI's taxonomy places the organism in Eukaryota, Metazoa, Arthropoda, Malacostraca, Decapoda, Penaeidae.